GGCUGAUUACUUUUUGUUUUCGUUUUUCGUUCUUGUAAUUUGACCGAGUUCCUUUCCUGAACAAAUGAACAAAUUUCGCGAAUUUCACAAUUCUUAAACCAUUUUCACGUUCCUUUUUUCUCGACUACGUUUCCACAAUGACCCGAUGGAAUCGUACAGAAGUUGAAGCUUUAAUAUCACUGUACGAAAGUCAUCCUUUCCUGUACGACACCAGACACGAAGAUUAUCACAACAGAGCCAAAAGAGACAAAAUACUCACCGAAUUGGCCGAAAGGAUAAAUGAGAUACGUGGUAAUAAACUCGUCUUGCUCGACAUUAAAAGUAAAAUAAAAACCUUACGUACUCAAUAUGGAGCUGAGAAGCAACACUUGGCGGAAAGGCUUCGACACAGUAAUGUCUCCGGUAAAGAUGGACCGUACAUCAAAGAAGAACCAUUGCAAGAAUCUUUUGAGCCGAAAUUAUGGUGUUACGAGAGUUUGAAAUUCUUGGAUGAAUUCACAAAGGAAAGAGCUGAUUCUAGUACUACUAGUAAUGGAUUAGAUGAGCAAAAAAAUAAGCGAGUGGUGGUUCGUCCAACUCCGAGUAAAUCAUGCACUGUUACGGAGACUCAGACUAAACCUGCUCAUCCAACUCAACGUCCUAUACCUCCUGAGAAAGAAGAUGUUUUUGCUAAUUUCGUGUCUCACGAAUUGAAGCAAAUCACUGAUUCGAAAAUACAACACGAAACUAAAUGGAAAAUACAACUAGCUUUAAAAGAAGGUGUGGAAAAACAAAUGGAAUUGAACGCCGAAGGAUAUAUUACCGAAGUGUUCGUAGAAUGAAUUUCGAUCCGGUGUCAACUGAUCGUCGAUCGUUUUCAGAACACGAAAAUGUUUCUUUUUUUUUAUAACUAGGUAUUGUAAAUAUUUCUUCUUAGCUUUAGUUCCUACAAUUUGUGCCUACGUAUCAAUGUUCUAACAUUUAUUUUUAUUACUUUAGUUAAUUUUUUUUUUUUAGAUCAAUGUUACAACUUACAAGUUUAUCAACGGUGAUCGUUAAUACAUUAUUCUGUUUAAAUAA
Planococcus citri (citrus mealybug) is the source of this 1059-nucleotide messenger RNA. RefSeq lists its product as uncharacterized. NCBI's taxonomy places the organism in Eukaryota, Metazoa, Arthropoda, Insecta, Hemiptera, Pseudococcidae. The record is from RefSeq and is a predicted model, not a curated record. The coding region runs from base 138 to 821 and encodes 227 amino acids. The transcript has 2 exons.